Messenger RNA from Meloidogyne enterolobii, 501 nucleotides. The record is from the annotation of a GenBank genome assembly. NCBI's taxonomy places the organism in Eukaryota, Metazoa, Nematoda, Chromadorea, Rhabditida, Meloidogynidae.
AUUUAUUCAAUGGUGGGUGCUGGAGCCUUUCGUACAAGUGUUUGGGAUCCAACUUUAAUAGCUGGACAAAUUAUUUGCCUUCAAAGUGCUUUUUACAGUGCAGAAAGUACUUUAAUGUUUUUGUGGAGUUUUAGUGGAUAUAUACCUUCUUUGGCUGAGAUAUUUGCUGUCGAGCCAACAAAACCAAUGGUUUUUAUUCAAUUGAUUUCUUCUCUAUUUUGUGCUUUUAUGUUACUUGUAAUCGUUGGAAGAGCACGUCAAUGUCUGGACUUUUCAAUAACUCUACAUUUUCUUCAUUUCUUGGCUGUUUGUUUUUAUAAUAGAACAAUACCUUCAAAUUUGAGUUGGUGGUUACUUCAAAUAAUUAGUUGUACAAUUUAUACAACUCUUGGAGAAUGGCUUUGUGUAAGAAGAGAAUGUUUGGAAAUUCCUCUUUCUCAAUCAAAAUUAAAUAAUCAAAGAAAUUCAUUUAGUGAUUUGGCUACAUUAAUUGAAACUUGA